Onychomys torridus (southern grasshopper mouse) is the source of this 2956-nucleotide messenger RNA. It is a transcript of the gene B4galnt1, whose product is annotated as beta-1,4-N-acetyl-galactosaminyltransferase 1. Gene Ontology annotation, molecular function: hexosyltransferase activity. The record is from RefSeq and is a predicted model, not a curated record. Gene Ontology annotation, biological process: ganglioside biosynthetic process. NCBI's taxonomy places the organism in Eukaryota, Metazoa, Chordata, Mammalia, Rodentia, Cricetidae. The transcript is spliced from 10 exons. Bases 781 to 2490 code for a protein of 569 amino acids. Gene Ontology annotation, cellular component: Golgi membrane.
GAGCAAUCUCCUCCGCGCCCGCCAGAAGGCGCCGCGGCGCUCGCCAUCCCCGCGCCGAGCCGGAGCCGGAGCCUCUGCCGCAUCCAUCCCGGGCGCCGCGCUGCGGUUGUGCGAGCCGGGGCGGGGGCCUGCGCCCUCCGCUGCCCGCGAGCGCCACUCGGUGCCAGCGCUGCCCGGCUUUGUUGCUGGGGCUGGGACGCGGCAGAUCUACGAUUCAGUUCUCCCCGGCAGGAAACGUCCAGCACCACCCCCACGCCACGGUCUACAAAGCCCCGGAGUCCGCAGGCGGGAGGAGCCGGAGCCCCCAAGCUGUCAGGCUCCAGCCCAGCUCCCGCAUCAGGCCGUCCCCGGCCUCAUGAGGACCCCCCGGCCGGGGCGGAGAGCCGGGCGCCGCCCGGACCGCGAUCUCGCCGCGCCCUUGGAGCGUUAGACAGGUCAGUGCGCUCGAGCGCCUCGCGGCCAAGGUGUAGGCUGGAGCGGCCCCCCGCGGCGCACCGAGGCCACCCCGAGGGUCACCUCGGCCCGGGGCACCCGCAGGCACGGGCGCGAUGCCGUGCUUUCCCUGACAGACCAGGUGUGCAGCCGCCUCCUCCGCAGCACCCCCGCCCCGGUAAGGGGGGGUGGAGGUGGGGUCCCCAAGGGCCACGCGCCCAAGGUGUGGCGUGUCACCACGCCGGGCCUCGGGUGUGUUGCGGAAGCUCAGAUGUGAGAGAGAGGCGGAAGAAAGGAGGCCCCGGAGACCCCAGCGUAGGGACGGGAUGUGCGCCCUGCGGAUCGGAAAUGGGUGGCCUCGGAAACCUGCGCGACCCUCCGAGGCAGCGGCAUCGAGAGCCCCAGCCCUCACCUUCUUUCGGCCCCUGGUCACCUCUCGUCCUCCCCUGUCUCAGGAUGCGGCUGGGCCGCCGGGCCCUCUAUGCCCUAGUCCUGCUGCUCGCCUGCGCCUCGCUGGGGCUCCUGUACGCCAGCACCCGAGCCGCCCCCAGUCUCCCGAACCCUCUGGCGUUGUGGUCGCCCCCACAAGGUCCCCCGAGGCUCGAUCUGCCAAACCUUGCCCCUGAGCCCCGCUACGCGCACAUCCCGGUCAGGAUCAAGGAGCAAGUGGUGGGGCUGCUGGCUCACCACAACUGCAGUUGUGAAUCUAGGGGAGGGAGCUUUGCCUUCCCAUUCCAGAGACAGGUUCGAGCCGUCGACCUCACGAAAGCCUUUGACACUGAGGAGCUGAGGGCUGUCUCUGACUCCAGGGAGCAGGAAUACCAGGCCUUCCUUGCAAGAAGCCAGUCCCUGGCUGACCAGCUGCUCAUAGCCCCGGCCAACUCACCCUUACAGUAUCCCCUGCAGGGCGUGGAGGUCCAGCCCCUCAGGAGCAUCUUGGUGCCAGGGCUAAGUCUGCAGGAAGCUUCUGCUCAGGAGGUCUAUCAGGUGAACCUGACUGCUUCCCUAGGCACCUGGGACGUGGCAGGGGAAGUGGCAGGGGUGACUCUCACUGGAGAGGGACAGACAGACCUCACCCUUGCCAGUCCAGGUCUGGAUAGACUCAACCGGCAGCUGCAACUGGUCACCUACAGUAGCCGAAGCUAUCAGGUCAACACAGCAGACACAGUCCGGUUCUCCACCAAGGGACAUGAAGCUGUCUUCACCAUCCGCAUAAGACACCCUCCCCACCCCCGGCUGUACCCGCCUUCAUCUCUAUCCCAGGGAGCCCAGUACAACAUCAGUGCUCUGGUUACCAUAGCCACCAAGACCUUUCUUCGUUAUGAUCGGCUCCGGGCGCUCAUUGCCAGCAUCCGACGCUUUUACCCCACGGUCACCAUAGUCAUCGCCGACGACAGCGACAAACCGGAACGCAUUAGCGACCCCCACGUGGAGCACUAUCUCAUGCCCUUCGGCAAGGGUUGGUUCGCAGGUCGGAACCUGGCGGUGUCCCAAGUAACCACCAAAUACGUGCUGUGGGUGGACGACGACUUUGUCUUCACGGCGCGCACGCGGCUGGAGAAGCUUGUGGACGUGCUGGAGAGGACGCCCCUGGACCUGGUUGGGGGCGCCGUGCGGGAGAUCUCGGGCUUCUCUACCACCUACCGGCAGCUGCUGAGUGUGGAGCCGGGCGCCCCAGGCCUUGGGGACUGCCUCCGGCAAAAGCGCGGUUUCCACCACGAGCUCGUGGGCUUCCCAAGCUGCGUGGUCACCGACGGCGUGGUCAACUUCUUCCUGGCGCGCACAGAUAAAGUGCGCGAGGUGGGCUUUGACCCGCGCCUCAGCCGGGUGGCACAUCUGGAAUUCUUCCUGGACGGACUUGGUUCCCUUCGUGUUGGCUCCUGCUCUGAUGUGGUUGUGGACCACGCUUCGAAGGUGAAGCUGCCGUGGAUAUCCAAGGACGCAGGGGCUGAAACGUAUGCCCGCUACCGUUACCCGGGAUCCCUGGACCAAAGCCAGGUGGCCAAACAUCGUCUGCUCUUCUUUAAACACCGGCUUCAGUGCAUGACCGCCGAGUGAUGGCUGACUGGGGCCUUCCCACUGUCAGGCUGGGCCUGCUUCCUUGUCCCUGCCAGGACAUUUCCGGCAACCCCUGACCCCUGACCCUCUCUUUCUACCAACCUGAUCCCUAACAGGGGCUUGUCCUGGUGACAGCCCUUCCUCUCUGUGAGUGACCGGAGGCCCUGAUGGAGCCAUAACCUCCCCCACAGCCAGUGCCAAGUCCCCCCCCCCAACCCCAUUCCUAUGAGGCAGGAAAUAGUGGGGGGGGAUUUACUUUCCAAGUGCCAAAGAGCCCAGAAGGACUCUAAGACCCUCAAGUGGAAACACUCUCACCUCCUGAGGGGGCAGGGAAACUCCCAAUGUGCAACCCCACCCCAGCUCCGGAUCCAGCACCGUGUGGUCCCGCUUCAACACACCCCCACAGAAAGCGCUGUGGCUGGAGUUCUGUGGAGCUGGUGAACACACGGUGAAAGCCAUUUUUUUA